Messenger RNA from Schistosoma haematobium, 9596 nucleotides. RefSeq lists its product as uncharacterized. Gene Ontology annotation, molecular function: structural constituent of chromatin; protein heterodimerization activity; DNA binding. Gene Ontology annotation, cellular component: nucleosome. NCBI's taxonomy places the organism in Eukaryota, Metazoa, Platyhelminthes, Trematoda, Strigeidida, Schistosomatidae. The record is from RefSeq and is a predicted model, not a curated record. The transcript is spliced from 3 exons. Bases 1971 to 2381 code for a protein of 136 amino acids.
UAAGUUUAGCCGAUUUAUUAUAAUCCGAUUGGUCAUUAACUAGAAUCGCAGAUAGACAUUCAAUAUACAUUCCAAUACCGUAAUACUACGUACAGAUGUAAUAUUGAUUUUUUUAUAAUCACGAUAUCUAUGGCUGUCUGUUUUCUAGUAAGUCGAUACAACUAAACAUUAAUAUUAGUGAUAGACAGACAUUCACUUGCUUAUAUCAGUUAACUAUAUUGAAGUAACUCAUAGAGCAACGUUGGAAGAUUUCGUCUGUUGUUUUUUUUAAAUUUAGCAUGUUCUGAUAGCUUUCUAGUAUUUGCUGGUUCACUUUCAUUUACGAUUUAAUCUCAACAGUUAUUGUACUAAAUGGUCACUUAUUACAUCAACAAUCACUAUGAUGUAAUCUGGGUUGUGUAGUAGACCUUGAUAGGAUCAGGUACAUAGAUGAAUUGUCAAUGUUAUUUGUAUGCGAUUCGGACUCAAAUAAUUUACUUCCCAUGUAUGAAGGAAUAGAACUGAUAUUACUCGACGCACAUGAAAAAAGUAAGACGAUCUUGUGUUUCGCAACCGACACUACUUAUGCCUUGUGAUCUCAGUUAAUACGUGUAUAUGUUUGAAGUUCACGAACAAAAAGUACAAUUUUAUUUCAACAAACUGAGUUACUAUGAAUCUCAUUUUGUUAAGGAACACAUUACAACUAGUAUUGUAGAAACAUCACAAAAAUAGUACCAGUUAUUAACAGUCCUAUCUCUAAUUAUACAAUCAGUCAGCUACAACGUAGGACCAGGCACACAUGUGCAUCGGUCCAAGUUGCCAUACUUCAUUAGCACAAUAAGAUGAACACCGAAUUCAUAGAAGUAGUGAAUUCAGUGGUGGUAACAUAUAAAAGAAAGAUUGAAUAUGAGGACUUAGUACGGGAAGAUGUGAAGCGAUUUUAAUGUCAUAGUUUAAAGGAAGACAGAAAGUGUAUAUACUACACCAUUGUGAUCGAUUCUGAACCAUGUCACCCAAGGUCUUCAACCAUUUGAUACGAUAGUCACGAGGACUCCAACCAAAUAGUCUGCAUCUACCAUCAUGAAUAAGACUAGAAGUUAGUGACCUCAUGCACUGAUACCACAUUUUGGUUUGACCGUCCCUAACUUUCUUCCAACCAUCUCCAACAAUAGCCAGCAUUGCACGUCGUGGUAAUCGGUGUUCGGGCAUAGGCAACACGUGGCCCAACCAACUCAAUAGAUGAAGAUUCUUAACCUCUAAUUAUACAAUCUGAUAAGAACGUUCAAGUAAAACAGAUUCAUGAAUAAGAAAUGAAUGGCCAUUAGAUCUCCAAAAUACAAAAUUGCGUUUUGCAUGACCUACCAGAAUGAGAAAAGCGACAGAGAACCUCAUAAACAGAUCAAUUACUAGAUCGACGUAAUAUUUAUUAAGUUUUAAUCAAGUAACUGAUUACCAGAUCCAUCCCAAUAUAGAGAUGUAACAAAUCUGUAGCUAGUAGUAACAACUUCACAAGAGAGCUCAGAUUAUCAAAACAAAUGUGGGUGACCUUAAGUGCAACAGCGAUAUCUUAAUAUAUCAUUUAGUCGAAUUGUUCUUUAAGCCUAACUACGUGACCCAAUGAAGAAACUUUUCCGUGAAUAGAACAGCAAAUAUACUAUAUUAUCGGUUUAUGUAAGUAAAUAAUACUACAUUAAACGUAACUCAUAUUACUGGUUGGAAAACCAUCAGUCUGAACCCUAUAAAGAAACACGGUAUUAGAGCUCAAGCGAUAGGUUAAUAAAUUUCAAGGCUGAAUGAAGUAGACAUUCACAUCUAGGUCAUAAUUAUCUAAUGGACCAAUAGAGAAGUGGAUGAUUCUGACAUCAAAUAGAAAUGACACGAAGUCAUUUAUGUCAAUUUUCUAAGUGCUGAUUGGUCAAUAUAUGCCCCACUUAUAUAUAUAAUACGAGUGACUGGGUUAAUGUGUUGUCAUCGUCUCUCGGUGUUUCGGAAUGGCACGAACUAAACAAACCGCUCGCAAGUCAACUGGAGGUAAGGCGCCUCGAAAGCAGCUAGCCACCAAGGCUGCGCGCAAAAGUGCCCCAGCUACCGGGGGCGUGAAGAAGCCACAUAGGUACAGACCUGGAACCGUCGCACUCCGAGAAAUCCGUCGUUACCAGAAGAGUACCGAACUUCUGAUUCGUAAACUCCCAUUCCAGCGUUUGGUCCGAGAAAUUGCCCAAGACUUCAAAACCGAUCUACGAUUCCAGAGUUCAGCCGUGUCUGCUCUUCAGGAGGCCAGUGAAGCGUACUUGGUUGGACUGUUUGAAGAUACAAACUUGUGUGCUAUCCAUGCUAAGCGUGUCACUAUUAUGCCAAAAGAUAUCCAGUUGGCACGACGUAUCCGUGGUGAACGAGCCUAAACACAGCAAAUAUGAAUUGGAACCCAGAGAACGAUGCAAAGGCCCUUUUUAGGGCCACUAAAAUUUGAUUACCGUCUCCUAUGUAUUCAUGAAACUGUUCCGUCGUGCUGUGCGUGCGUGGUGGGUAUAGCGAACCAUCAUUAAAAACCAUGUGUAUUGUGACGAGGGUGUAUGAGGACCUGCCAUCUUUCCCGUUAAAACUACCGUUUGAGAUCUGCCAGCCAGAGGAACAGGGCAUUCUGUUUGUAAUUGGAUCGAGGUUAGAUAUUCGUGGCGCGAUAGUCGUUAGGAAUUCAAUGAAGCGACCUCAUCUCGACGAACUGUAUAGUCAUAAAGUACUAAUUCCCCUAGGAAGUGUGGUCACGAGUAACCAAGACGACGGUAAGUGCGUAUGCAGAUGGUUAUCGUUGUCAGGUUGUCUACUUUGUUACAGUAUGGUGUAAGUCGUAAGUAAGUUCUGCUUAUCAUGAGCCGGGCAUGUUCGGCGGUCAAUACGUCUGUUUCAAUAUCGGUCCGACCUCCGUGUUGGCGCUCAGGCUGUGCAUCUGCUUAAGGACCUUCAAUGACGAUAUAUUUUGGCAUGUAGUCUGAUAAGAUGUAGAAUAACGUUUUAAAUUGUCGCUCAUUGAAGUUUUCUGCGUUCUUAGUCAGUUUUAUUUAGAAUAACUUACUAUGCAAGACGAUGUUGCAAAUUACACCGACCGGGUCGCUAUUUGACAUGUUAUUAUACAUCAUAGAUGUCUCUAGUAGGAACGACGCGAUUAGUCCGAAAGUCCUAAUUUUGUGUAGUGCUUUGUCAGUUUGUUUAUUAAGGUUAAAUAUCGGAUUUAUGAACGAAAAUCAUUCGUAUUGAGAAAUAGGGGGCAUAAAAGGAAAGUUCUUAAGGAUUUUAUUUGAAUAUAGGAAUCUGUCGACUGGAACGGUAUCCGGAAAUGUUGCUAACAAAAAAAUGAUCCACGGUAUCAGAAGAAGGGAUUUCAACGAAGAGAAUUUUUUCAACGCAAUCAUUUACUUGAGCUGUACAUUCGUAUUUAUAUAGUUAUGUGGAGUAUGUAUUGAAUAUAUUCACUCUUAAUCACUGGACAGUGGACACUCUUGGUCGAAUUUUCCCAGACCGAUCGGCUACGUGUAGAUGAGGUGCAUUUAUUUAGUGGGAAAUCCGCAACGUAAAUCAGAUGUAUAGAUCAUUUUCAGUAACACUACUUUGUAGGUAUCAGUACUAAGGUUGAGUUUCAAAUAAACUGAGUAUCACGUUUACUACUUUAUUUGUGUAUUUCAUUCUAUUUCGCAAUGAACGUGUUCAUUCCCGUUUAAUUAGAAGGCUAAGCAAUUUACGUUACGGUCAUCUGGUUAUAGACUUCAUAGUGUUAAUGUCAGCCAGGUUUUCUAUGCGCCUUAGUAUCCAGGAUCAUCACCAAGGUUGUUGUAUAUGGAUUAUGGUACAUGAACGUAUUAAUACUCACUCCUUUCAGUUUGUAUAUUGUUUCCAAUGUAUUAUAGCCAGAAUGAUUUUCUUCUAAACUAUGUUAAAAAGACAUUGUAUCUUGUGUGAAAACUCAGUUUUUGUACAAUAAUUUCACUCGAUCGGACAACAUUUUUCGAUAUCAUUAAUUCGUGACGCUGACUACUUGGAGCUUGUUUUAAGUGAGAAGCUUUGAUCAUUAUUUGGACAACAUUAGAGCCCACACAAAGCAUUUCAAGAUAUUAUCUAGUAGCAGUAAAUAAAUCCAAAAUAAGUGGUCCUGUAGGUUCUCGACAUUGGUACUGACCACUUUGGUUUUACCAAACACAUCUAGCUGAAAGUGCUCGGUCACGCAUCCGCACCAGAUCAUGAAAAGGUACGCAUCAAUUACAGCAGUUAGCCAGCUUAGAUCAAACGCUUCUUGAUAUAUCAAUAACAUUCCAAAUAUAUCUUCGAACCUCUUCGUUUCUGACUUCGGAUUCGACUGAGUUGGCAUACUUCGAUUAGAACGGUAUUACUGGUAAUUCCGAAUACCUAUGGCAUCUUUAAUAUCUAACAUUUAUGUGAAGUAAUCUAUUCAAUUUAACUGGAAUGAACAAACUAUUUGGUUUCUCAUGAAAUGAUUAUCUCUAUAGUGGUUACUAUAGCAUCAUAGCAUCCAAAUCAACAAUUUAGUCUGAAACCGCAGUAUCAAAGUCAACUAGCUAAGGCUUUCUCUAUAUAAAACACAAAGUGGACAUCUUGGAAAUAGCAAUAUUUUCCUAUGUAUUGUUAAUGAAGACAGGGGAACAAACAUGUCUCCAAUUCUCAGCAGUGAUUGUAUUCACGUACGGUCAUGGCAAAAAUUUAAUCAAGGCAAAAUGCUAAGAAUACUGAGAUGGUGGAGAUUUGUGGCUCAGGUGCAUGAUUUUGAUGGAGUUUUGUUCUCUCUGAUAUUGUAUCAAGACAAGUAUCGCAAAAGGGAACGAAGAUGACAUGACAGAAUAAACAAAUUCGUACGACUAGCUUCUAAUCCAAGGUGAAGAGAGUUCGCUCUCCCUCUCAGGAUACUCUCACAUGGUCACACGUAUACAGCCACUGCAAUGGAGGUCCUACGCAAUGAAUUCUCGCAGUGGACGUUUUGUUCGUUAAGUUGAGAGGACGAAAUUCGAAUGUCAUGUGCGUAAACCGGCUUGGUGGGUGCGCACUGCUGAGGAGUCCCAUACUAGGACGAAACGGCCGUCCAGUGCUUCCAAGUUUUUUAUGGUCUAGCUUCAAUGGACUCGUGGUUUCAACCUGUGAAACAAAUAGGUAUUUACUGCAAUGCCCACCCCCUUGCGCAGUUGUAGGAUUGCAUUUCUAGAACAAAGUAGCUAAGUAUAAGCCCCUAAUUUUGACUAACUUUUUAAACUGAGUCAAUCCGUAAAUUAAAACAAUUUCAACUAGUCACCGCAAAGUGAGCAGAUAAUUAAUUUCCAUUCAUAAAUAUAAAUUGCGUAAAUUGAAUCAUUAUGAUUGACUCAUGAAUGGCCUUAGUUGAUAUAAUAUUACACACAUCUGCAUGUAAAAACAAUUAUAUGCCUGUGUAAAACCUGAGGAGAACUGCUCACGUUUAUAUCUACUUCUAAUCAAAAAGUCGCGUUGGGAUUCACAUCUACACGAAAUCAUUUUUUUUUUUAAAAUAAUCAGUCCGGUCAAUUUCAUAUAAUUUGGUCAGACACGUUAGUUCUUUGUUCCCAAACCUAUAAAUUAUUCACACAAUGGUUUACUGAUAAAUGCGACAAAAAACACACCCCUAUUCUGUGAUACAUAAUCCUGCAAACAAAGGGUAUGACAAGAAGUAGAUCCAGACGUGUUUUUUUACCAAAAUCUUCUGGAUUGGUGCUUUUUGACGGUCAAGGUCAUUUGUUUGAAUGCCCUAGUAUGAUUCACUGUGUGGUCUUAAAAUCUAUUGCAUGUGGAUAGAAAAUACCAAUGAAUUUAAUUUCCCUUAGUUUUUACUUUUGUCUGCCCGAAAAUUUCUGGGCUCAGGUGUUUGAGUAAAAUCUCACGCUAGGGAAUUUUGUUAGUGGUUUAUGAGAUAAUUUGAUGUAAGCAAUUUCUGAGCGCGAGAAUAUUGACAAUGAUUUAUCAUUGAAUUCAAUAAAUCUGUGUAUCCCAGUAGAACUUUCUAACAUACUAUUUUGUAAGGACUUAUAUCUAAGUCUCAGUAUUGGCGGUGCGCUAAUUACAUACACUGGUAUUUACUCAUAAUCAUUUCGUUGAAUGCUUUCGAAGGUUGAGGUAAGGGAGAUAAAUUAACCGAUAAUAAGAAUCUGUGACAAUUUUACUGUUGGCCUUUCGUGAUGGCUAUCUACAAUCUUGCACAAGUGACUAUUCAAAAUCAUUUCCUACGGACAAUACAUUUAAUUUUAUCCCGAUUUAAGUGCAUUCCAUAUUAAUGGAUUUCGAAAGCGGGUUUAAAACAUUUAACAGCACUAUUGUUGGUAGAAAGCGCGUUGUAGAGGAUAAUAUAUGCUAUCGAGAUUUGUUAAGGAACUGAAGAAUUACUGUGAAAUUAUGGCAGUCUGUUUGGACAAUGUUUUUGAAGAUUUUAUCGAAUAGAUUAAACAAAUUACGCCAAACUUCUCCAUCUGUAACACAAGUUAAAGUGAAUAAAAUUUCGAAAAUACAACUGUAUGAUCAAUGAGUACUUUGCAUUAGUCAUCUUCGAUUUUGAUGAAUGUAUGUGUUGUCGUGACUAAUGGAGCGUUACCUCAGAAUCAGAGAGAUGAUCGGAGUAUUCAACUACGUUGAAUCCAUUCAGAUAGAAUCCAGGACAAUGACGAAAAACCCAUAAUGAAACCAGAUAUGGAAGUUAUUUAGUCUCAUAUUCCAUAACAAGCCAAGCGAAAGUGGAUCAUUUAGAGCGCACAAGCAUCUAAACAGCUUAAUUUAUCUUACGUAAUUAAUUAAAGUAUUUCCUUUUAUUAGUAUCACGAACGAACCUAAGUUAGACAGGCAUUGAAAAUCUCAAAGCACUAUAAGGGCAUUUUUCUUAUAGGACCCCCCUGGAGUAAGCUUCUAAGACGCUGCAGCCAAGUAUUGAACGUAGGACCUUCAGCCUAGCUCAAGAAAACCACCCUCUAGAUCUUCAACGGUUGUUGAUAUUAAUAGACUCUCAGCAAUCACCACAACCUUAUACUGGUGAUCAACAUCUGAUGAAGCAUACAAAUGUUAGGGAUCUAAUUAGAUAAAAUAGAAGGAUUCACGCUCCGGUGUACGAAGGCAAUUAACUUAGGAUACACAUAAAACAACAAAGAGUUAUAAAAUAUCAGUAACGAGCCAACUCAAACCUUCCAUCAUAAACUUAGAUAAUUAGUUAUAGACAUUUAUGAUAAAUAGUUUAGUAAGCAUUCAUUAAUGAUACAGACCAUGUUGAUCCUAACGGAUAGAGAUGGCUGCAGGAUUUCGACAAAUCAUCAGCACGUCACAAUAUGAACCGACAUGAAGCCAUCUUCAUUUGUAACCUCGUCAUGAAGUAACAUACGCAUGAAAUUAAAAUGACCAUUUCCACCGAGAAUUUAAUUUUUCUUGUUAUUCGUGUUCAGUAAGGUCGAUAGUUUUGUUUACUAGGGUGCCGAAAAACGUCGGAUGAACUUCAUUAUGUGCAUAUCGUCAUAUUUUUUAAAGAAAACACUUUUAAUCAAGUAAUCAGAAUUCCGUGCUAAUGUAUUUCAAAUUCUUUUUGCCGGAGUUUUCGUUCCGACAUGCCCCUACAGCCUUUUCUGUGUAACUCACACACGUUUACAAGAUGUUUUUUAAACACGCACUAAUGUUUUUCUUCUUUAGUUUCGAGCUCGAUUAGAAAAGAAGAAGAACUUUAGAGUAAACACAUCAAUCACACACUUCUAACUUAUUUAGACGGGUACAAGUUAAUGAUCGUACAGCUGCGAAUUCAGUCCUCUCCCUAAAACUAGGGAAUCUGAAAUUUAAUAAUUUCAAGAAGUGAUUGGUUUUCAGCACCAUACAAUUAGGUCAUAAAUAAGAAUAUGUGUUUACAUUGACAAUGAGCGUUGGAGACACACAUGUUGCAAAUGCAGUGAACAAUAACAGAUUUGAAAUAAUUUUAUCAAUAAUAUUGAAGACAAAAUCUUUGGUAAAACGGUACGGUAGAUAUAUGAAUAUUAGUGAUUGUCCGAACGUAGUUUGGGCGCCGAGUAUAGAGAAAACGCAAUUCGUGGAAAUUAUGUAUGAAAUAAUUCCAGAGACCGAUAUCAAAAUCUGAGUACGAUUAGAUAAGCAUCCAGUACAAAUUUGUUUGCUAGACGUUAUCUAUUCUUUUACAACUUUGAUUUUGACCACCAAUUACCCUGAAGUGUUCCAGACAAGUUUGAUGGACCAAACAUUGAGAUUACUUUAAAUAUAAUUUUCAUAAAUAAGGUAUGGAACUUCUUAACGUCCUUAUGGUAAAUAUUUCGUAUUAAACAUGGUAUUAGAGAAAUCUUUCGUCAAGCAAACCGUAAGAACACAAGUAUAUACUGCAUAUCCUCAAAAUAAGUAAAAAUAAUCUCAAGGGUUCAUUAACUAGAUGCAUAGUCCCACUGAUCCAGACCGUUAACGAUACCUCACAAUCUACAUAAAUCCUCACCAUAACAUUUCGCAUAAGACUUAGCUGUCAAAUAGAGUGGUUCAUAACCAGCAAUUGCAACAAUCGCCACACACGUAUACACCAGCCACGUGGUCUGGGGAAUACGCAUACUACAAUCCCGCGUCUUACAUUAUUAGUUCCCAUAAUAUCACCAAGUUGUGUGCCCUAAACAUAAUGUUCGGUAUGGGAAAACCCAGGCGCUUCCACAAGCAGUAGGUAAUUCCUAAUCUGCAGUGUCGGCAAUAUCCUAUACGAAUGAAGGUCAUUAGUUAGAAUAACAGUUGAGGACAGUAACUACAUAUGUAGCGUAACUAAAUUAUUUCAUUGCUUCGUAUAAUUAGGAAACUGUACACAUGCAAUACUACGCAUCGCCAUUACAAUCACGUCCCUCACUGAAACCACUCGAAAAUCCCGCUGGGUAUGACGGACAACAACUUUGCAUCGAAUGCCCAUGUUACUACUCUGCGGAAUAAAAACUUCAGUCCCCUGCAAACUUACAUCCUACGUUCCGUACUCCUCAAUAACUUAACGAGGCAGUAUCAAACACGAGACGUUUCCAAUGAACAUAACAACAAAAACUAAGAACAGACCGCCUUAUUAUCCCACUAACCAAAUCACACCAAUAGCUCAAUCGUUAGCGUGUUAGGUCGGAUAAUCAAAUCGCAAACAGACAUACAAAAUAUAUUUGAUGUACAUUCUCUUGAAUAGACAUAAUUUAUCACGAACAGGAAACUCGCACAAGAAACGAGUGAUAAUAAUGGCCACCAUAGCACUAUACAAGUAAAGCGAACUGGACAAAACACCAAAGGUAGCAGAGAAUAGAAUCAAAGCAAUACAAGUUUAGAAUUUGACUGAUAAGAAAAAUCUUCAGCACAACGCUUACUGACUUCGAUCUGCAUCAGUUUAGGUUAACAACAGUUUACAGCUACCUACAAAACGACAAACACAACUUAUAUCCUUCCAUCGCUCUCAAAAUCCCAGGAAGUGGAUCCAUGGAUAAAUCCAUUGGUUCCAUAUGGCUAUUCAUAGACACCUUCAAUGUAGUGUGAAGUUAGUCAGCAUAACAUGCAUAAACACAUGUCAAGCGGAUCUGUACAUCACUAGUUCUAAUCACCCCACCCAGCAAAACACCCCACAAUCUCAA